AUGGUUGUGUCUGCCCAGUUUAUGCAUGGAGUGAGCUCAGGUGUUUGCAAGAUAAAUGGCUCAUUUAAAUUGGGAGCUACUAAAAUACUCUCUGGCUGGCAAAUGCAGUGCCUAGCAGCAGUCAUCAAGGACGAACCAAACAUGAGUGGAGGAGGAGAACAGGUCGACAUUCUUCCGGCCAAUUACGUGGUCAAAGAUCGCUGGAAAGUGCUGAAGAAGAUUGGUGGCGGUGGCUUUGGGGAGAUCUAUGAGGCGAUGGAUCUGCUGACCCGUGAGAAUGUGGCCUUGAAGGUGGAAUCAGCCCAGCAGCCCAAGCAAGUUCUCAAGAUGGAAGUGGCUGUCCUGAAAAAGCUGCAAGGGAAAGAUCAUGUUUGCAGAUUUAUUGGCUGUGGAAGGAAUGAAAAAUUCAAUUACGUGGUCAUGCAGCUUCAGGGCCGGAAUCUGGCAGAUCUCAGGAGGAGUCAACCUCGAGGGACUUUCACGCUGAGCACCACACUGCGAUUAGGCAAACAGAUUCUGGAAUCAAUAGAAGCCAUUCACUCUGUGGGAUUCCUGCAUCGAGACAUCAAGCCUUCCAAUUUUGCCAUGGGCCGCUUGCCUUCAACGUACAGGAAGUGCUAUAUGUUAGACUUUGGUCUGGCCCGUCAGUAUACCAACACCACCGGUGAAGUCCGGCCACCCCGCAACGUUGCUGGUUUUCGAGGAACGGUCCGCUACGCCUCGGUGAACGCACACAAGAACAGAGAGAUGGGUAGACAUGAUGAUCUGUGGUCCCUCUUUUACAUGUUGGUGGAGUUCGCGGUUGGUCAGCUUCCAUGGAGGAAGAUCAAAGAUAAGGAGCAGGUUGGCAUGAUAAAAGAAAAGUAUGAACACCGAAUGCUGCUAAAACACAUGCCUUCAGAGUUCCACCUUUUUCUGGAUCACAUUGCAAGCCUAGACUACUUCACCAAGCCAGACUAUCAGCUAAUCAUGUCCGUUUUCGAGAACAGCAUGAAAGAAAGAGGUAUCACUGAAAAUGAAGCCUUUGAUUGGGAGAAGGCUGGUACAGAUGUCUUGUUGUCCACUAGCACCUCUACUCCACCACAGCAAAACACCAGGCAAACAGCAGCUAUGUUUGGGGUGGUUAAUGUCACUCCGGUGCCUGGGGACUUGCUGCGUGAGAACACUGAGGAUGUCCUGCAGGGUGAACAUCUGAGUGAUCAAGAGAAUGCUCCUCCCAUCCUGUCAGGCCGGCCAGCAGAAGCUCUUGGUCAGGCUCCAAACACUGCGUUCAAUGAGGGGGAAGUUUGGGAAGAGACAGAUGUGAAUCGGAACAAACUCAGGAUCAGCAUCAGCAAAACUCAGUGCAUGGUGGAAGAGGAGCAGAGAAACGGUGUCUGCCCCAGCUCCCCUGUCCGAGUGCCUCCGGAGUCCCCCACAGCCCAAGCGCGCUCCCUGCGGUACCGCCGUGUGAACAGCCCGGAGUCAGAACGCCUCUCCACUGCUGACGGCAAAGGAGAUCCACAUGAAAGAAGAUCUCGAAUGGAUUUACCUGGCUCUCCAUCACGGCUCGUGUGCUCCUCCCAGCCAGCCCAAAUGCUGUCCAUUGAUACUGGGCAGGCUGACCGGCAGGCAAGUGGUCGGAUGGAUGUGUCUGCUUCGGUGGAACAUGAAGCCCUCAGCAAUGCUUUCCGCUCAGUGCCACUUGCAGAGGAGGAGGACUUUGACAGCAAGGAGUGGGUUAUCAUUGAUAAGGAGACAGAGCUGAAGGACUUCCACCCGGGUGCUGAGCCAAGCACCUCUGGGACCACAGAUGAGGAGCCUGAGGAACUAAGACCAAUUGAAGAUGGUGAGGAGAGAAGGCGCCUGGGGGCAGAUGCUGCUGUCAGGCCGAAGACGCACGAUGGGCGAAGUCGGGGUAUGCAGCCUGUGACUGAGGAGGACAGUUCCCACAGACAUGAAGGACCUUCUCAAACAGUAUCUGACAGUAAACACGAACAGCAGACAGGAAGCCCAGCCCACUCCCCCCUACAUUCAGCACCAGCUAUCCGACAAAGGAGACGAGAAUCUGAACCUACUGGUCCUCAGAGACAGGCCUUCUCAGCACUCCCUCCCGAGUCCUUUGAAAUGAAUGGUCUGCCCAAGGCGGUGCCUUUAAGUUUGCCUUACCAAGACUUCAGAAAGGAUGUGUGCAACUACUGGCAAAAGCCUAAAGUGUCCCAGCGGAUAAAGAGAGUUGAUUUCUCAAAUGUUGUCCUGACUGCUCCUUGCAAACCUCUGGAACCUUAUCUGGAAAUUAAUGGAAAAGAGGAGGAAGAGGAAGACGAGGAAGAAGAGGAUGAGGAGGAGGAAGACGAGGAGGAGGAGGUGGAAGAGGAAGGGGAUGAGAUUGACAUGCACAGCGGUUCCAGCAGUGACCUGAGUCAGAAGAGCACGGAGCGCAGCCAGGAGUGUGCCCCAUCCACGCUCCUGGCUGAUGACCAGAAGGGAUCCAGGGGUCGAGCAUCCACUGCUGACGGGGACCUGGAGCUGGAGGAGGGCUCAAAAACACUAGUGCUGUUUUCACCAGGUGAUCUGAAGAAGUCACCGGUGACCACAGACCUGCCUCCAGAAGUGGAUCUGGGCACUCUUGCUGCACUGACACCUCAGAGCGAGCGGCCACAGCCUAUGGGGAGCCAGCUGGAUGUAUCCGAGCCGGGGACCCUGUCCUCAGUCCUUAAGUCGGAACCAAAGCCUCCCGUGGCCGUGGCUACAGCUUCCUCCCCCUUUACCAAAGUAGAGCGCACGUUUGUUCACAUUGCCGAGAAGACCCACCUAAACGUCAUGUCUUCCAGCGGCCAGCUGAUGAGGCAUGAGGAGUACUGCCCUUCAGGCCAGUUUGAGGAGGUCAUCAUCGAGGAAGAGCUGGAGGACAACCUGGUGCUGGUAGAGAACGGGAGCAUACAUUCGGGGCUGGAAGGGGCAGAGACGGAGAGCUGUGCGCUCUCCGCUAACCCCAUUGAAGCCACCUUGGAGACAGUGGGGGAGCAGUUGGCUCUUCCCAGUGCAGCAAAGCCUCCCGAGGACAAGCCGGAGCUCUCCGAUAAAGCAGUGCUCUCAGUGGAUGUGGAAGAGCCUGGCAAGACAGGUACAAGGGAGCCUGACCUGGAGAAGUCAGCACCGGUGGCAGAGCUCCUUCAGCGAGCAGAGACCGUCCUUGACACCCCACAGCAGGGCCCCCGGAGACCCCUGGGCUCCAGGUACAGGAGCCGGAUACCCAUCUUGUUCUCGGAGGAGGACACUGGCUCAGACCUCUCAACUUCACUCUCAGCCAAAGAGAGGCUUUAUAAGAGAGCAAAGCAACCUGACCUGGCUCGCCUAGUGAUGGAGAAGAGGCAGAGCCGCCUCCUCCGCCUGGCCUCGGGGGCCUCCUCCUCAGCAUCCUCCAGCGACGAGCGGCGCCGGGCAUCGGAAACGCUCUCGGCCACUGGCUCCGAGGAGGACACCCAUGACUCGGAUGACUCCAUCCCAAGGAAGGCAGGGAAGGAGAGGGCAGCCCUGCUGGGGAAAGAAGAGAGACCCACAAGCACAAAGAGCAGGAUUCCUCGGCCCAUCACCCCGGUGAAAGCACUGCUGGAGGCAGCCAAGGCUGAGAGCUCCAUGGCGGCCGCAACAGCAGCACUGUGCAGCUCCCCGCAGGAUGCCGCUGUUGCCCACAGGCUUCAGGCACAGAGACCCACCGGGAGCAUCCCCAACGAGUGCCGAGCAGCGCAGAUACAAAGCCGGCUCCCUCCUUCGCCGAGCUCCACGUCUCUUCCCGCACGGAGCAGCUCACGGAGGUCCAGCUGCGCAUCCCCUCGGAGCCCCGUCCUUCCUUCCAGGAACCCCAGCACUUCCCCCAGAAGCCAGCUGCCCCCUCGGAGGGAAAGCCCUUCUCCCUGCCGGCAGCAUAAGCCAGGGACUGCUGCUCCUCAGCGAGUUCCUCCUUCCCCCCGACCCCAGCCCGCAGCUCAGGCCCUGGGGCCGACAGGAGAUUCCCUGCCCUCUCCUGGCCUGGCCAAAAAACGACAGAGAGGAAAAACCCAGACUCAGAGUCCAGCAACCAAAGGAAAGCAGGUGUCCCUGGAAAGCAAGGCAGCUGCCAGAUAAUGACCUUCUGCCAGCCCAACAGACUGGGUAACUUCUGCAUAUAGUAUACACUUGAGAUGCUGCAGCACAGCCUUCCACGCUGGACCCACGAGUGUAUAGCAGUAGCUGUUCUUCAAAGCUUCACUCACUCUCACCCCACACCGUCGCGAUCAGCUCCCACAGGCCUGCAAGCCUCCGAGCCACGGAGCCUUCUCCAAGGGAGACCCCAGCCCGCAGCUCACGCUUGCUAACACACAGCACCAAGCAGUGACCCAGGCAGCCUGCCCAGUGCCUGUCCCUCCUUCCCCCCGGCAGCCCCUCUCCCUGUUAGCAAUACCAGCUGCCAGUGCCAAUGGCUGUAGAAAGAGGAGCAGUGGUGAGGAGAGCAAGGCCUGCUGGAGAGGAUGCUCCCAUCCUGCAGGCAGCUUCCUCCUCUCUCCUUGCUGGGAAAACACCAGCCUUGGCCACCACCAUCUACCUGAGUGUUGGCUCACAUCCUGCCACCUGUGUUAGCAAGGGAUGGUCACCAGCUUAGCCAGGAGGGAGGGAUGCAUCCUUGUGUGCAGAGAUCUUCUACAAGGGGCUCUUCUCUCCUUUGCCAGAGAUGCCCCUGCAGGGGGGAAUGGGAGAUAGGCAGGGCUUGCUGGAUGCUCCUACCCGCUCCGGUGUGUCCCACAGAGGAAGCUGUGUGGCACUGCUGCUCGGUGGCACUGCUGCUGUUCCAGCAGAUGCCAUGUGGUGGGUGUUUAAAUGGAAGUAGGGAUGUCAUGGCAGCUUGCUGGGAAAUCAAGAGCACUUGCUAACUGAUGUAAAGGGAGCACCCUGCAGCCGCUUCUGUCUCAAGUACCAGACUGUGAUCUGUGGAGACCACAUCUCCCAACAUGGGUGGUUCUUCUCAACCUGGAUGUGGUUGGUGCCACAGACCCGUAGCCCACCAAACACAGCUCUCGUCUGAAGAUGUGAAGAGUCACUGGAUGCCUUUAGCUUGGGUGCCCCUUGCACCUGAAUUCCUUGUGCUUUCUUGUCACGCUCUCGGUGUUUGUGGAUUUUGGCACUGUGGUUGAAAGUUCCCUUACAUGGCAGGGUGGGAAAUGAUUGUCCUGUCCUAUACUCAGGAGCUGCUGCUUUGUGAGGAGAGGUUUGUCAGCACAUGGGUACCUUGUGCCUUUCUGCCUGAGAGUGCAGAGGGUUCAGUUGAAGACGUGUCUUUCUCAUGCUCAGCUCUUCCACACAUGUGAGAACUGGCAGCGUGGGGGUAAAAGCAGGGGCUGUGCUCCUCAAGCAGUAGCAUCAGAGCAGAGGCUCAGCACUCAGCUAGAACUAAACCAACUUUUUAGGCCCAAACUAAUCAGGAAGGCUUGAAAGUGAAGCCAGGAGGACUGAUGCAUGGUGAGAUCUUAAAGCAAUCACACAAUUUCACACACCUCACAGGGGCAGAUGUUCCAGACCCAAAUACCUGGGGCUUCACACCAUUGUCAUAGGCUCUGCAUGAGGCAGAACAAAAACACAGCUGCUCCAUGCACCCAUUCCCACAUCUAUAACUAGCUGCAAGUAUUCACUGUUUGCAGACAAAAAGCUUGAUAGAGGAACCUGAACAGUUAUAGUCUCUAUUCUUUUGAACAUGAAUGCAGCAGCCACACUGAUGGCCAUUGACCAUCACUCAAAUCCUGAAGUUGUUCACAUCUACAGGAAAGGAAAGGAGCAAGGGAGCUGUGCCAGGGUGGCUGGAAGAACAGGGUGCUCCUUGGACAGCUGAAUAGGGAAAUGUCUAGGAAUGGGUGACAGGAAUUACCUCUUUACAUGACCAUCUCAGUGUUGCCAAUGCUAAGAAUGUAUUUCAUCUGGCUCAGUGCUGUUUCCACUGAUGAUGUUCAGGUAAGAAGCACAGCUUCUGCUCUACAGAUAUGCCCUCACCUUUGCAGAGAAGCAUGGGGAGCAUUUGGUCACACAGCAGAAGUGGGGCAAGGAGAAGACAGAGGGUGACCACUUCUUCUGGUGGCACUUAUGUGAAUUUGACUUGGGGGGGGGGAUGUCAAACUGCCACCUAAUUGUGCCCUCUGUGUUUAGAACCUAGAAACAGAAUUAAUGCAAAGACAGAUUCUUUCCAGAGAUAUAAACUGUACUGCACCUGUAUUAGAUUGUUGGGGGACUGUUCAGGUUGGAGUGCUCAGAGGGCAAGACUUGGAGGUGAAGCCUUUACCAGGAGCUCCACACAGGUUUAGAUGCACAUGCCAAACCCAGGACUAUUCACAGGGUUAGCAAAGCUGCCUUAGCACGAGAGGCCAAUAAAGCACAAUGAAUGUAUUUCUUCAAGAGGAAGUUUAGUUUUCCUUGGCCCAGCAUCUGUUGUUGGUGUGUGGCUCCUUCCUUGCUUCACUGCAAAGACAUCAAAGAGAAGAUGUAGCUGAGCAAUCAGAGGAAAUGGUUAGGAAGGAUAAAGAAGGUUGGAGCCAUGAGGAGAAGCAGGAUUCGCAGCACUUCCCCAUGUUGGCAGGAACUUCUGGGAACAGCUUGACACCGCUGGGUUCCCCAUCAGUGUCUGCUGCAAGGUCUACCCUGGCAAGCUGCAGAUGGUUGUGCCCAUGUGUGUUUUGAGGGCACUCCUGGAGCAGGCUGCCCCUGUGCCUGCAUUUGUGUGGUGGGGAUAGGACUUAUUCAGGAGAGCAUAUGUGUGUUGGGACCAUAAGUGUCUUUGGGACUGCUUGGUACCAUGAGAUAAAGCUAAUGCUCUGCUGAGAGCCUUUGCUUUGCUGGGGUCUGUGAAGUCCCUGCUCUUUGUUGCCUGCCAGCUGAGAAGGUGGCUGGUAAAAACCAGUCAAAGGAUGCUGUAUGGCCAGGAGGUGCUUGCAAAGAAACAAGGAUACAGGGAAGGAGGCAUGCCAAAUGGUGAAUCUGACAGGUCCCAGUGCUGAGCCAGGGUGACAACAGAUGAUAUGAGCAGAGAGAGCAGAAGGACCGAUGGCACCAGUCAGACUAAUGCUAUGCAGGGGCUUGAACAUGCAAGUGGAGAUGCUUAACCCAUCAGGCAGCACAAAUGCUUGCGGUUGUCUUGGUGCAAAAGGGGUUUGAGCAGCAGACAGCUCUGAGUCAGUUGUG
Melopsittacus undulatus (budgerigar) is the source of this 7182-nucleotide messenger RNA. It is a transcript of the gene TTBK1, whose product is annotated as tau tubulin kinase 1. Gene Ontology annotation, molecular function: ATP binding; protein serine/threonine kinase activity. Gene Ontology annotation, biological process: peptidyl-serine phosphorylation; signal transduction; peptidyl-tyrosine phosphorylation. The transcript has 16 exons. The record is from RefSeq and is a predicted model, not a curated record. Bases 1 to 4107 code for a protein of 1368 amino acids. Gene Ontology annotation, cellular component: nucleus; cytoplasm. NCBI's taxonomy places the organism in Eukaryota, Metazoa, Chordata, Aves, Psittaciformes, Psittaculidae.